CAGGAAGAGGGCAGGGAAGAACCGGGGGAGACGACGGCCAUGCUGGAGAAUUUCGUCCCAAAUGCCUAGGCACCAUAUGAACACAGAACAUUUCUUCAAAUCCUCCACAACUACAAGAAGCUUCCUAGUUUCAUGACUAGUACCAUCAAACUACCUCAUGGACACCUCUCCAUCCCACGAAUCCUACAAUUCGAUCAUCUAACAGAGAGCUCUGACAUAAGAUAGUAAUGGCGAUGAUGCUUGUGCGUGUUUCUACAAGAGUGAUGAACACCGUCCUGUCCAAGCUCUCCAAGAUGUUGGAGGACAAGUACACCAAGCUCAAAGGUGUACACAGUCAAAUUGCCUUCUUUAGAGAUGAGUUGAGCAGCAUGAAGGCUGCCUUGGAGAUGCUUGAAUCUGUAGAGGAACUUGAUCCCCUGCACAAGGAUUGGAGGGACACCGUGCGUGAGCUGGCCUAUGAUAUCGAAGAUUUCAUUGAUUCCUUCUUGGUCCUUGUUGAUCACAAGCAAGAUGAACAAUCUACAUUCUUUAAGGGAUUCUCAUACAAACUGAAGAAGAUGAAGGCUUGCCAUGAAAUCUCUAAUGAGAUCGAAGAACUCAAGACACGUGUGAUAGAGGCAAGCAAGAGGCACAAGAGGUAUAAUUUUAUUGGUCUGGUAGCCAGCUGUACCACUUCUGAUAUUGACCCUAGGCUUCCAGCACUCUACGUUGAGGUUGAUGAGCUUGUGGGAAUCAAUGGACCAAAGGAGCAUAUCAUGGAGUGGUUUGCCAAGGGGAUAAGAGAUGUAAAAGUCAAGGUGUUGUCCAUUGUGGGUUCUGGUGGUCUGGGUAAGACUACUCUCGCCAACCAAGUCUUCCAUCAAUUCAAAUGCCAGUUUGAAUGCACAGGUUUUGUGUCUGUGUAACGAAGUCCUAACACAAAGAGUAUUUUAAGACAAAUGCUUACUGAAGUAGGGAUCACUGAUUACACAUCUGAAGAUGAGCGGCAACUCAUAGACAGAAUAAGGGACCGCCUCAAAGAUAAAAGGUACUUUGUUGUAAUUGAUGAUGUAUGGGAUGUGGAAGCAUGGAAAGUUGUCAGCCUAGCGUUGUUCAAUAAUAGAUGUGGUAGCAGAAUUGUCAUGACAACACGUAAUGCCGCAGUUGCAUCACAUUGCUCAAGUGAUGGUGGUUGUGUUUAUCAAAUGGAACCCCUUAAUUUUGCUGACUCCAAAAUGUUGUUUUGCCAAAAAGCAUUUCGUUCCAGGGAAUUAUACAAUCCCCAUCUGGAAAAAGUUUGUGAUGAGAUAUUGGCUAAGUGUGGUGGAUUACCAUUGGCAAUUAUUACAGUAUCUAGCUUGUUAGCGGGCAAGCAUGCAAAAGAUGAAUGGGACAGGAUGCUAAAUGAUAUUGGUUGUGCACUUGCUAACAAUCCAGAUGCUGGGAACAUGACAAAGAUAUUAUCUCUUAGUUACUUUGAACUUCCCCACCAUCUGAGAACAUGUUUCUUAUACUUGUGUAUAUUUCCAGAAGAUUACAAGGUUAACAAGCAACGUUUGAUAAAUAGAUGGAUUGCUGAAGGAUUCGUUCAUGAGAAACAAGGAUGGAGCACCUAUGAAGUUGGCCAGAACUAUUUUAAUGAUCUUAUCAAUAGAAGUUUGAUCCAGCCAGUUGAUUUAAAAUAUGGCCAGGCGAAGGCAUGUCGAGUUCAUGACAUCAUUCUUGAUUUCAUCACAUGCAAGGCUACUAAAGAAAAUUUUGUCACCACAUUGGAUUUUGCAGAGCAUGGCCAUAUUUCAAAAUUCAGAGUACGUAGGCUCUGUGCCAAGAAUCACAAUGAAGAAAAGGUUAACAAAUCGGCAAGCCUGAAUCUCUCCCAUGUCCGGUCACUUACUAUAUUCCAGCAUGUCAAUGGAACUUCCUUGUUUGUUUUCCCAACUCUGCGUGUGUUGGACCUAUCAAAAUCAGGGUUGACAGAAAACCAUCUUGAAAGUAUUGACAAGCUGCAUCAUCUCAAGUAUUUGUCUCUUCGAUCAACAUCAAUAACUAAGCUCCCAACAAAAAUUGAACAACUGCAUUAUCUACAAACACUGGACAUAUGUGAUACCAAAAUUCAAGAGCUUCCGCUAAGUAUUGCAAAACUUGAGUGCCUGGCCCAUCUAUAUGUUGAAAGAUGGACUAGAUUUCCUGAUGGUUUAAUUGGUAAGAUGCAGAGCUUGGAAGAACUAGAGGAAUUUGGCAUCUACUGUGAGCUAGGCAAGUCUCUGGAAGGAUUCAGUCAGCUAACAAAGCUUAGGACAUUGAAAGUUCAUCUUUUUUGGUGGUCAGAUGCCGAGGAAUGUCAAAAUUAUGUCUCAGCCUUACUGUCUAGCAACCUUCAUCAUCUAUAUUUGACUGGCGGCCCACUGACCCUGGAAUCGUGGUACCCUCCUACUCCUUGCAUCAUCCGGAAGCUUCAUAUCAAAGGCUGUUACAACCGUAAGGUCCCAAACUGGAUGAGCUAUCUUGGAAGCCUCACUGAAUUACAACUCUGGAUCCGUAGAAUGGGACCAAAUGAUGUUAAGAUCCUUGGAGCAAUACCCAGCUUGCAUUUUCUCGAAGUCAGAACUCUCUGUGGCACCAAUGGAAGGAUCAUCAUCUGUGGCAACCAAGGAUUCAGAAGUCUGAGAUAUUUCUCGUUACGAAUCAAGAGAUGUGGGACCAUGCUGGAGUUUGAAGCAGGGUCAAUGCCAAAGCUUGAGCACCUCCAGCUUGAAUUCCGUUUACAUGGAAUGGAUUGCCUGAAUGGUGCUUCUGAUUUUGGCAUCCAGAAUCUCUCCACCCUUACCAAAGUUGAGAUUGGUAUAUGGGGCAACAUUUACUCUGACGGUAUCUAUGAUCCGGCACAAGAUAUGGACGAUAGCAUCACCAGGUCUGUUGUAAGCCUCAUCAAAGCUACCAUCGAGACGCUUCCCAAUUGUCCGACUAGCAGAUUCCAAUUAGAGUAUGAUUGUGGAAAUUGUUUAUUGGGUGAGACAAGUCAAGAAUUUGAGGGCCAGGGUCCAGAUGAGGCCUAUCCUCAUGAACAUAAAAUAUUUUCACUACAGGAACUACAAGAUGCAACAGAUUUCUUCAGUAAUAACAACGUUCUUGUUGAUCUAUUCGACAGCAAACUGUACAAAGGAAGACUACAAGAUGGUUCCUUAGUAGUUGUUCACAUGGAUUGUCCAACAGCGGAUUGGAGUCGGAGAACACGACAGUUUCAAACACAAGUUGAGAUGCCUGUGCAUAGAAACCUGGUGCGUCUUCAUGGAUUCUGCAUAACGCCAACAAAAAGGUUCCUUGUGUAUCCAUACAUGUCUAAUGGAAGUGUUGCAUCAUGUUUAAGAGAACGGCCACCAUCUCAAGCUCCGCUUGAUUGGCAAACGAGACUACGGAUCGCAUUGGGUUCUGCCAGGGGGUUAUCCUAUUUACAUGAUCAUUGUGAUCCAAAGAUUAUCCAUCGUGACAUCAGAGCUGUAAAUAUUUUCUUAAAUGAAGAUUUUGAAGCAUUAGUGGGGAAUUUUUGUUUGGCCAAACUAGAGGAUGACAUGGAUACUGAUGAUAGAACGGCAGUACGUGGAGUAGUUGGGCAUAUCGCACCAGAAUAUCUUUCAGCAGGAAUUCUCUCUGAGAAAACUGAUGUAUAUGGCUAUGGGAUCAUGCUUUUGGAGCUUAUUACAGGAAAGCGUGCCUUAUAUCACGAUGGCCGUGCCAGAGAUGAGGAUAUAUUUCUACUGGACUGGGUCAAACGGUUACUCAAGGAGAAAAAGCUGAAAAUGUUGGUUGAUCCAGAUCUACGGAACAAUUACAUUCAUGUUGAGGUAAAAUCACUAAUCAAGGUUGCGCUUAUUUGCACACAAGUCUCCCCUGUAAAACGCCCCAAGAUGGUGGAGGUGGUGAGGAUGCUAGAAGGUGGUGAUGGCCUUGCACAAAGGUGGGAGGUGUGGUGGAAGAUAGAAGUAGUUCGACAGGAGGUUCCAUUAACUAGUUCGUUUUCAUUAUCUGCACCUAACAGUUUUGCCAACAACACUUCCUUGUGUGGUCUUGGCACCCCCAGUGCUCCGCCCCUUCACCCACCGCCUCCAUAUAACCCAGGGAGGUCAUCUCGUACUGGAGCAAUUUCUGGUGGAGUGGCUGCUGGAGCAGCCUUGCUAUUUAAUAUUCCUGCUAUUGGUUUUGCCUGGUGGCGACGCAGGAAACCCCAAGAGUAUUUUCCUGUUGUACCUGGGGUCCAUCUUGGCCAGCUUAAAAGAUUUUCGCUACGAGAACUUCAAGUUGCAACAAAGACCUUCAACAAUAAAAACAUUCUUGGCACAGGCGGUUUUAGCAAGGUCUAUAAAGGAAGACUAGCAGAUGGUUCUUUAGUAGCUGUUAAGAGACUAAAGGAGCAGAGAACACCUGGUGGGGAACUACAGUUUCAAACAGAAGUUGAGAUGAUUAGCAUGGCUUUACAUAGAAAUCUGUUGCGUUUACGUGGGUUCUGUAUGACACCCACAGAAAGGUUGCUUGUGUAUCCAUACAUGGCUAAUGGAAGUGUUGCUUCACGUCUGAGAGAACGACCACCAUCUGAACCUCCACUUGAUUGGCAAACAAGAAGAAGGAUCGCAGCAGGUUCUGCCAGGGGGCUGUCCUAUUUACAUGAUCAUUGCAACCCAAAGAUCAUCCAUCGUGAUGUCAAAGCGGCAAAUAUUUUAUUAGAUGAAGACUUUGAAGCUGUAUUUGGAGAUUUUGGUUUGGCCAAACCAAUGGAUUACAAGGAUACCCAUGUAACAACUGCAGUACAUGGAACAAUUGGACAUAUUGCACCAGAAUAUCUUUCAACAGGAAUUCUCUCUGAGAAAACUGAUGUAUUUGGCUAUGGAAUCAUGCUUUUGGAGCUUAUUACAGGAAAACGUGCCUUUGAUCUUGCUCUUCUAGCCAGAGGUGAGGGUGUCAUGCCACUGGACUGGGUCAAACGAUUAAUCAAGGAGGAAAAGCUGGAGAAAUUGAUUGAUCCAGAUCUACAGAACAAGUACAUUGAUGCUGAGGUAGAAUCACUAAUCCAGGUCGCGCUUCUUUGCACACAAGGCUCCCCUCUGGAACGCCCCAAGAUGGCUGCGGUGGUGAGGAUGCUUGAUGAAGGUGAUGGCCUUGCUGAAAGAUGGAAGGAGUGGCAGAAGAUAGAAAUAGUACAGCAGGACGUGGAGCUUGGCCUGUAUCAGAAUGGUUGGACUGUUGACUCAACUGAGAACCUCCAUGCGGUCGAGUUAUCAGGGCCAAGGUGAUGAAUGCUCACCGGUAACUUUCUGCUGAUUCUUGUACAUCGGAAGAGCAAUUCGUACUGAUCACCCUAGUCGAAUCACCAUCUGUUCAUAUUUGUUUGAUGUAUAAUGCUUUUUCUUGCUCGACGCACAACCAUGGACAUUGCCAUAUUGGUGCCACGGAAACAGCACAACCCGAGGAACUAGUGUCCUGAGUGGUUGCUGCAACAAUGUCCCAGUAUGUUAAACCUACAAUUUAGUAGGAUGGAACUGGGUAUCAUUUUUGCCUCCUUUGGGAAGGCUUCAGAUGAUGCAAUUGCCCAUGGUGUACUUUUAUUUGGGCAUUUCGUUAUGUCUGUGUUUCCUGUAAAGGAUAUAUACCUAGUUCUGAAUCAAAUGUACCUUCUGCACAGAGAUGUAAUCUUUGGUAAGAAUCGCUUCUCUUUUUUUUCUUUUCCUAA
This is a messenger RNA of Oryza sativa Japonica Group (Japanese rice), 5701 nucleotides long. RefSeq lists its product as uncharacterized. Lineage: Eukaryota; Viridiplantae; Streptophyta; Magnoliopsida; Poales; Poaceae. Gene Ontology annotation, molecular function: ADP binding; protein tyrosine kinase activity; ATP binding. The record is from RefSeq and is a predicted model, not a curated record. Gene Ontology annotation, biological process: protein phosphorylation.